Molecule: messenger RNA, 648 nt
Organism: Populus euphratica (Euphrates poplar)
Lineage: Eukaryota; Viridiplantae; Streptophyta; Magnoliopsida; Malpighiales; Salicaceae
Product: protein RADIALIS-like 4
Exons: 3
Coding region: 186-479 (97 amino acids)
Molecular function (GO): DNA-binding transcription factor activity
Source: RefSeq, a predicted model, not a curated record
GUGAAUUUCCUGUCAAUGAAUUCCCACAUGCUCAUUUAAUAAACAGACAUCGUACUUGCAAUGGGUAUUAUUAUCACAUCCAAACAUCAUCAAGUGAUCCUCCGAAAAACUUAUGUCGACACUGCUGCUGUGAGACAUAAACUUGUUUCGCCAUUUAAGCAUCCUCCACCCUCUCUAAAAUCUCUAUGGGAGAUAUGGCAUCAAGUUCUUUCCCGCAGCCCAGCACAAAUUGGUCAGCCGAACAAAACAAGUUGUUCGAAAAUGCUCUUGCGAUAUAUGAUAAGGACACUCCGGAUCGAUGGGGCAAAAUAGCCAAGAUUGUCAAAGGAACAACCGAGGAGGAAGUAAAGAAGCGAUACGAGAUCCUUCUUGAUGAUAUAAAGAGCAUUGAGUCGGACAAAGUUCCGCUACCGAUUUACAAGAAUGAAGGAAGCAGAAAGGAAAACAUCAUCGGUAAUGAAGAGGAGAGGCUGCAGUAACUAGAGCUCUAGUGGAGAAGGAUUUCAACAAUAGAGACGGCUAUUUUCCUUGAAGUUUUGAGUCAAUAUUUUUUUACUCUCUUAAUUGUGAUGACUUCUAUCUUAUAUAUGUACCAAAGAAGCAGCGUUAAGCAUUUUAUCCGUUGUGUUAACUCUCCUUUCUGCUUUA